AUGUACUUUCAUGCACCAAAGUUGAGUCUCAAAGAAGCCCAGGAAACAAAAUGGAAGCAAGCAAGCAGGGCAAAGAGCAGAAUGGUGAACAGCUGACUGCUGAAACCCCUAUCCCUCUUCUCACUCCUUACAAGAUGGGCAACUUUGGUCUUUCUCACAGAGUAGUUUUGGCACCCUUAACUAGACAAAGAUCUUACAACAACGUGCCUCAACCACAUGCCAUCUUAUAUUAUUCUCAGAGAACAAGCAAAGGAGGACUUCUCAUAUCUGAAGCCACAGGGGUUUCUGACACUGCUCAAGGGUACCCAGAUACGCCUGGCAUUUGGACAAAGGAACAGGUGGACGCCUGGAAACCCAUUGUGGAUGCUGUUCAUGCAAAAGGUGGCAUUUUCUUUUGCCAGAUUUGGCAUGUAGGAAGGGUAUCCAACUAUGGUUUUCAGCCAAAUGGACAAGCUCCAAUCUCUUCUACAGACAAGCCACUGAAGCCACAAAUUCGAAGCAAUGGCAUUGACACAGCCGAUUUCUCACCACCUCGACGCUUGAAGACCAGUGAAAUUCCUGAAAUUGUUAAUGAUUUCAGGGUUGCUGCAAGGAAUGCUAUGGAAGCUGGUUUUGAUGGAGUUGAAAUCCAUGGUGCUCAUGGUUACCUGCUUGACCAAUUCAUGAAAGAUGAAGUCAAUGACAGAAACGAUCAGUAUGGUGGGAGCCUGGAAAACCGUUGUCGCUUCCCUCUAGAAGUGGUUGAGGCCAUUGUUGAUGAGAUAGGAGCUGAUAAAGUUGGGAUAAGGCUAUCUCCUUUUGGCAGCCAUUCGGAUUCAGGGGACUCAGACCCAGAUGCCCUGGGCCUUUACAUGGCUGAGGCCCUUAACAAAUUUGGGAUUCUGUACUGCCACGUAGUUGAGCCAAGGAUAAAGAACGCUGAACAGAAUUGUGAAAGUCCCCAUAGUCUUCUACCCAUGAGAAAGGUUUUCAAUGGUACUUUUAUUGCUGCAGGGGCCUACAAUAGAGCAGAAGGCAAUAAAGCCAUCGCAAAUAAUUAUGCAGAUCUUAUUGCUUAUGGUCGUCUGUUCUUGGCCAAUCCAGAUUUGCCACGGAGGUUUGAGCUUGAUGUUCCUCUUAACAAGUAUAAUAGAGAGACAUUCUACAUAUCCGAUCCUGUUCUUGGUUACACCGACUAUCCAUUUCAUGAAUCUACCGCUUAGACCUUGGGGAUGUAUGAGUAAAGGACGCAGGAUGAUUUAUGUCAUAAUAACUGCCCAUUUCCUGAAUCCACAGCUUAGCUUUUGAAUUGGGCUUCCAAAGAGAAUAUAGAGAUGUAUUUGCUAUUAUUUCUCUUCUUGUCUGGGGAUGAAAGCAUCAGCAGAUUUGAUUGAAGUAACAUGUCAUUCAAGGUAUUUCACAUUUGGGAUUGGA
This is a messenger RNA of Nelumbo nucifera (sacred lotus), 1413 nucleotides long. RefSeq names its product putative 12-oxophytodienoate reductase 11. Gene Ontology annotation, molecular function: FMN binding; oxidoreductase activity. NCBI's taxonomy places the organism in Eukaryota, Viridiplantae, Streptophyta, Magnoliopsida, Proteales, Nelumbonaceae. The record is from RefSeq and is a predicted model, not a curated record.